AUGUCCGACUUUACCGAAGUUCCAGUGCUGGAUUAUUCUCUUUCCGCGUCCGAAGAAACAAAACCUGCAUUUCUUGAAAAUCUGAAGCAUGCCCUCCUUGAAGUAGGCUUUCUCUACGUCAAGAACACGGGCAUUGAUACUGUGCUUGUGGAUAAUGUUGUGAGGCUCGGGAAGGCUUUCUUUGAUUUGCCAGAAGAAGAGAAACUGCGGCUGGAGAUGAAGAAUUCUCCGCAUUUUGUUGGAUACAGUCGCCUGGGAAACGAGAUAACAAAAAGUGCAACCGAUUGGCGUGAGCAAUUCGAUCUCGGUACCGAGCUCCCGGUUCCUGCUGACGACGAGCCUCGCUACCGCUGGCUCAGAGGCCCCAACCAAUGGCCCUCCGAGUCUUCCCUCCCAGAGUUUAAAAAGACGUACACAGAAUACAUGGAUGCAAUGGGAAGCUUCUCCGAGCAAUUUUUGAGCCUUGUAGCGGAAGUACUUGGUUUAGAGAGGGACUUGUUUGCAAAGUACUACGAGGGCAGCGAAAGUGCUAGCGGAACAAAGAGGCAGGAUCGGUUGAAAAUAGUUAGGUACCCGGAUGUCACAGAAUUGAAGGUUGAGGAGAGUGAUCAGGCUCUGGGAGUUGGGCCACAUAAAGACUCGGACCUCUCUUCAUACCUCCUCCAAGCAUCUGAUCACAAAGGAUUACAAAUUCAGAAUUAUUCAGGAACAUGGAUUGACUGUCCCCCAAUUCCAGGCACAUUCGUGGUAGCAAUGGGAAAGGGGAUGGAAGCAAUCACGGGAGGAGUCUGUGUUGCAACAACCCACCGCGUAAUCGCUCCGGCCGCGGGAGAAGGGUCUCGUUUCUCGAUACCAUUCUUCCAGGGUGUGAGCUAUGAUACGAGAUAUGAAAGUAUAGAGAUUCCGGAAGAGGUGAAAAAAUUGAAGAGGGAGGUUGUAAAGGGGGAUGCAGAGAAAAGUCCCAAGCCAGGUGAUUUUCGUUUAUUGGGUGAGGCAACGCUUGUGAAUCGGGUUAAGUCCCACCCAGAUGUCGGUGCAAAAUUCUAUCCUGAGGUUCUGGCCAAAAUUCGUUCUCAAGAAGCCGCUUCCGCCGCCGUCGGCGAAGCUCUGCCCUCCGAGAAAGCGGCCACCAAACACGCUGAGUCGCUUCUUCUCGUUCCUGGUCCUGCCAACACAACUACAAACUCCACAGAAGAGGACAGCCCUAUACCAGCGCCUAGGAUGAGGGCCAGAGCCCCUACUAUUGUUCUCGAGAAGAUUGAGAGCGACGUACCUAGCUACGGAGAAGAUCCUGGUCCUGAUGGGAGUAUCGAGAGGAAGGAGGCCUGGAAGAUGAGGCAAGCAGAUGCGACACCAGAUGAGGUGAUAGUCAUCACACCAGAUGGGGAUUCGGGGUCAUUAGGGUUUAUGAAGAUCAAGGGUACUAAGGGGGGUCUGGGAGCUGGACUGGCUCCCUGA
Messenger RNA from Morchella sextelata, 1458 nucleotides. RefSeq lists its product as uncharacterized. The transcript has 5 exons. Gene Ontology annotation, molecular function: dioxygenase activity. Lineage: Eukaryota; Fungi; Ascomycota; Pezizomycetes; Pezizales; Morchellaceae. The record is from RefSeq and is a predicted model, not a curated record. Bases 1 to 1458 code for a protein of 485 amino acids.